AUGGCGCCCAAAAAAUCCAAGAAGACAGCGGACAGCAUCAACUCCCGCCUAGCGCUGGUCAUGAAAUCAGGGAAAGUCACGCUCGGAUACAAAUCAACCCUCAAGACCCUCCGAUCAGGCAAGGCAAAAUUAGUGAUAAUAGCUGGGAAUACGGCGCCGCUCCGGAAGAGUGAGCUUGAGUACUAUUCUAUGCUGUCGAAAACGAACGUCCACCACUUCGCGGGCAACAAUAUCGAGCUAGGAACUGCAUGCGGGAAACUUUUCAGGUGUUCGACGAUGGCUGUACUGGAUGCUGGGGACUCGGACAUAUUAUCAGGCGCUGGGGGACAGUCAUGA
This is a messenger RNA of Bacidia gigantensis, 336 nucleotides long. RefSeq names its product 60S ribosomal protein L30 (gene RPL30). The record is from RefSeq and is a predicted model, not a curated record. The transcript has 4 exons. NCBI's taxonomy places the organism in Eukaryota, Fungi, Ascomycota, Lecanoromycetes, Lecanorales, Ramalinaceae. The coding region runs from base 1 to 336 and encodes 111 amino acids. Gene Ontology annotation, cellular component: cytosolic large ribosomal subunit. Gene Ontology annotation, molecular function: structural constituent of ribosome; RNA binding.